Prorocentrum cordatum is the source of this 1374-nucleotide messenger RNA. The record is from the annotation of a GenBank genome assembly. Lineage: Eukaryota; Dinophyceae; Prorocentrales; Prorocentraceae.
AUGCCCUCGACGGCAGGCAGGCCCGGCUCUCUGCCGAGGGCGCCGCCUGCCGGCGCACCGGCCCCCCGCGCAGUGCCGGGCGCUGGGGGCGCGGAGCUGCUCGGCGAUCUCGACACUCGGGUCUUCGAGGCCGUCGAGGCCGCCGACCUCGAGCUUGCGGCCAAGGGCCGCUCCGAGAAUAUAAGCUCGUGCGGCGCCGUCCUGGUCUGCGACGGCGACGGCGACGUCUUGGAGGAGCACCUGCGGGAGCAGGGGCUCGACGGCCGCGCGGGCGGCGAGGCCUUCGACCCCGCGGCCUGGGAGCCGCCCGCGCCGGACGCCGGCGCCCCCGGCGGCGGGGCUGCGCCGCCUGUGCCGGCAGCGCCCGCCGCUCUGAGGAUCAGCGACCCCGGCGCGCUGUCGGGGGCGCAGGCGCAGAAGGACGUGGUGGUGCGCAGCCGCACGACCACGGGCCAGGUGCUCUGGCCCGCGACGAAGGAGGACAUCGAGAUCCUCAGCCAGUCCAAGCUGCUCUACCCAGCGCCCUACGAGGUGGAGGGCUCCGUGAUAAUCCGGCUGGUGCGCCUGUCGGACCCCGUCACGAGCCCCGUGGGCAGGACCGUGCGCAACCGCCAGUUCGGCAUCCGGGGCAACGAGAGGUGGCAGCUGCUGACCAUGGGCGUGGUCAGCGCGUGCCUCGUCUACGGCCUCGGCUUCUGGCAGCUGCGGAGGAUGGAGUGGAAGCGCGAGCUCAUCGAGACCCGGCGGAACCGGCUGGCCAUGGCGAAGCUCCCCGUGGCGGGGAGCCCCUACCCCUGGACCGACCAGGUCCAGGACUGGGUCUACCGCACCGUCGAGGUGCGGGGGGUCUUCGACCACCGCAGGGAGAUGUUCGUCGGGCCGCGGCCUGGCACCGACGACACGGGGGCCACCAACGCCGGGUUUGUCGUGGUGACGCCCUUGCGUCUCGAGGACGGCUCCACCGUGCUGGUCAACCGCGGCCACCUGCCGGCGGAGCGCCUGGACGUGCGGACGCGUCCGGAGGUGCCCACGUGGGUGCGCGUCCGGGGUAUCCUCGAGGAGGGCGAGAUCGCGAACAUGGUCGGGGAGUACGCGAGGCUGAAGAACCGCCCAGACAAGAACCAGUUCACGUACAUGGUGGCCCAGGACCUCGCCGAGAACGCUGGCGCGCGGAAUCACCAGGAGUGUUCGCAGGCGAUCAUCACGGCAACGGACGUGCUCUACGAGGACGAUUUCCAGGCAGGCGUGCGGCGAAUCAUGCCCUUCACCAUGAAGCACAAGGAGGCACGGUGGCGGACCUCCUCUUCUGGGCCGACGAGCACACGCACUUCAACUACGCCAUGCAGUGGUUCGGGCUGGGCAGCCUCAUCCUGA